Sebastes umbrosus (honeycomb rockfish) is the source of this 1846-nucleotide messenger RNA. It is a transcript of the gene eif6, whose product is annotated as eukaryotic translation initiation factor 6. The transcript is spliced from 7 exons. The record is from RefSeq and is a predicted model, not a curated record. Gene Ontology annotation, cellular component: cytosol; preribosome, large subunit precursor; nucleolus. The coding region runs from base 191 to 931 and encodes 246 amino acids. Gene Ontology annotation, molecular function: ribosomal large subunit binding. Gene Ontology annotation, biological process: maturation of 5.8S rRNA; ribosomal subunit export from nucleus; maturation of LSU-rRNA. NCBI's taxonomy places the organism in Eukaryota, Metazoa, Chordata, Actinopteri, Perciformes, Sebastidae.
AUAAAAGUUCACUCUGAACUCCUCACGGUGGCCAGAUUGUUUUUAUAACGUAUGGUACGUCCUACGUCAUCACGUUGACCGGACCGAAGCGGAAGUGAACACGUGUGGUUGAAGGGAAUCACCACGCUCGUUGAAAGAGGCCACGGACCGUAUUCAGGAUCAGAAGUGAAGACAUCCUCUCUCAGUCAGCAUGGCAGUCAGAGCAUCGUUUGAGAAGAACAACGAGAUCGGCUGCUUCGCUAAGCUCACCAACACGUACUGUCUGGUGGCUGUCGGCGGCUCGGAGAACUUCUACAGUGUGUUCGAGGGGGAAUUGUCAGAAACCAUCCCAGUGGCUCACGCUUCCAUCGCAGGCUGUCGCAUCAUAGGGAGGAUGUGUGUGGGUAACCGUCAUGGUCUUAUAGUGCCCAACAACACGACAGACCAGGAGCUGCAGCACAUCAGAAACUGCCUGCCAGACGAAGUGAGGAUCCAGAGAGUCGAGGAGAGGCUGUCUGCUCUCGGCAACGUCAUCGCCUGCAACGACUACGUAGCGCUGGUCCACCCCGACCUCGACAGGGAGACAGAGGAGAUCCUUGCAGACACUCUGAAGGUGGAGGUUUUCCGUCAGACGGUAGCAGAGCAGGUCCUGGUCGGCUCCUACUGCGCCUUCAGCAACCAGGGAGGCCUCGUCCACCCAAAGACGUCCAUAGAAGACCAGGACGAGCUGUCGUCUCUGCUGCAAGUUCCCCUCGUGGCCGGCACAGUGAACAGGGGCAGCGAGGUGAUCGCGGCGGGGAUGGUGGUCAACGACUGGUGCGCGUUCUGUGGCUUGGACACCACCAGCACCGAGCUGUCGGUCAUCGAGAGCGUCUUCAGACUGAGCGACUCAGCGCAGCCCUCCGCCAUCGCCACCAGCAUGAGGGACUCGCUGAUCGACAGCAUGACGUAAGCUGCCUCUGUAGUUUCCUGCCGGUGAAGAGCUCUGCUGCGGUCCACAUGGUCUCUCGCAUGAAGCCAUCAAGCUGCUGGACCUCAUUUCUCAACUCGAAGCACCUCCGUACACACAGUACACUUCACUUUCACUCAGAAGUCACUGCUCACACCUGCAGCCACAUUACGGCCAUCAUUUUGUACCUUUUUUUUUUUUAGCAUUUGGUUUCAUCUUUCUAAAACGUUUCUUCUGCUUACCUCGGUCAUUUUUUUAAAUCAACUUUUCUGGAAAUGAUCAGUUUCCAGGGCAGAGAAAAACAUCCACCACCUCUUCUCUAAUGUUGCAUUCACACAUUUAACGUUUUCUCCCAGUUUGGAUAGAUCAAAAGUGGCCGAGGCUGUGCUAAAAGGUGUUAAAAAAACAAAUUAAAUUCUGUGCCUGCAUCAUUAAAAAGUGUACGUCAGCCAGGAAGCAUGUAAGGGAUUCCCAUCGACACACACCACACAUCUGCCAACUCUAUCACCGUGUUUCCGAUGCUUGAAGAAAGUAUCUCACGUUUUGUCAAAAUCCAACAUUAAUUUAGAAGUAAGGAUGUUAUUGAAGGAUAAAGAGUGAUGUUUUGUCUGAACCAGGUCUGAAAUCACUUGAUUUGAUGAUGUAUCUGUCCAGCGAACUGAGAAUGUACAACAUGCAGUAUGAUGAAGUGUGUGUUUGGAGUGUCAGUGCUCUGGUAUGUAAUGUCUACAUUAAAUUACCAGAUUAAAGCAGAGAUGGAUGUUUUCAUCAGACUGUAUGAAAUGAGACGGAUUCAGACGUGGGAUAGUUUUUACUUCAAGUCUCUCUGCCGGGGGGAACUCUAAACAUGGUUGAUAUUUCUUAACGAACAGUACGUCUCGUCUGUCUUGUAAAAUAAAAUAAAUCACCCUCUUUUUA